Molecule: messenger RNA, 3931 nt
Organism: Ostrinia nubilalis (European corn borer)
Lineage: Eukaryota; Metazoa; Arthropoda; Insecta; Lepidoptera; Crambidae
Gene: Atg101
Product: autophagy-related protein 101
Exons: 1
Coding region: 99-764 (221 amino acids)
Biological process (GO): autophagosome assembly; autophagy
Cellular component (GO): phagophore assembly site
Source: RefSeq, a predicted model, not a curated record
ACUUGAUUCGUUACGUAUUUUAAUCGCGAAAUGGCUCUGACCCGCCACGCGGCCGCGACAAGCGCGCGCGCGUAACGGCAUGCGCUGACGCCGCCGCCAUGAACGCCCGCACCAUCUCGUUCGAGCUGUCGAUGGAGGGCCGGCAGGUCGACGAGGUGGUCGCCAGCAUCUUCCACACCGUCCUCUUCCAUCGCUCCAGCGGCAAGUUCACCUACAACAACGAGGAGAGCUACUCCAUCCGCACCGUCAGCUACGUCGACGUCGAUUGCGACUUCAUCGACUUCACCUACGUGUGCUGCGAGUCGGAGGCGCUGGGACAUAACGUGAGGCGCGAGAUAUCAGACUUUUCGGAGCUGUUGCGAGCAGUGGACGGGACUUCGGCGCCGCCGCGAGGCUCCAUCAGCCUCGAGUUCUUCCAAAAGAGACGCGCGCGUUGGCCGUUUCAACCCGAGUGCGUGCCCUGGGAAGUUUGGACUGUAUACUGUGAACUAACCGAAUCCCGCCCGGAUCAGGAACUCCACAGCAAACACGAGAGCGUGGUCGAAAUGCUCCAGGACAAAAUCGUGUUCAUCACGGAGAUCAUCAACCGCCACGAGUACGUCCCUAAAAUGCCGAGCCGCUCCGACGCGGAUCUCAUAUUUGACACGUCGUAUACCGACAUCCAGCCGUAUCUAUUCAAGAUUCAUUACAAUCUAUCCGGCGCACCGUCCACAACAGUUGGCAACACAGUGCGAAAACUCAUUCGUGACACCCUAUAUUUGUGAUGCUUGUAGCUUUCACUCUCUUCUUCAAGGCACCUCGACUAACAACUAAAUGCACUAACCGACCGAGUUAGUCGAGCGACCGAUUCUCGGGGGGUCGACUCCGAAGCUUUGAUCCUACGUAGAACGCGCAUAUUCGUCCGUACUAUAAACAUAGUUGACGUCGGCAAUCGCCUACUUUAAUUUUACAAGUUAUAGUGAUAAGUAUUAAUAAAGAUUUAUUUUUGUGGACAAAAUUUCUGUAAAUACAAGAUUUUUUAAAAUUAGUGAUCGAUUUGAAUUUUUUAACAAAUUAACGAAUCUAACAUUUAAGCGAUGUCUUUGGUACGAUUUGUCUCUGUAAAGUUUUCCCGUAACUUUUUAUCUGAGCUACAUAUUUUGUACUUAUUGCGAAUCGUCAUUCACAAGCCUUGCGCGGUUGGUGGCACGCUAUUUACGUUUCUAAUUGACUAGUAUACUGUACUACUAUUAGUGUAAUGACUGUUAGCUUGUAUUUUAUGUUAUUAUUACGCUGUGUUUUAACUGCAUGACUUAAUAAUUAAUUUUGCCUGUUGUACUAUUAGUAUGAAAAUAGGUUUAUAUUUAGUUCUAAUCAUUUCAGAGCUAUGACUCCCAAGGCUGGUUGAUGUGUCCACUCAUUUAUAUGAUUUAUUUAGAGUUUGAAUUUGUCUGUGUUUGUUUGUAAUCUGUAAGUUUUUUUAGCCUUUGUGGAAUUUUAGUGAGGUAAGUUUAUUAACAAUGCACACUAUAGCUAAGUGGGUAGUUUUUAAACAUAGUUACCUAGAAAUUGAUGGCAUAAAAUUAUGAUGUGUUUAGUUAGUUUAUUUUUCUAUUAUUGGACCAUCGCCAUUGCAAUAUAAAAAAGUUGGUGAUGUGUCGUGAGUGUUCAGAGAAGGAUGCAAUGAAGUUACAGCUUUUAUUUUGUAUGAUUGUUAUGCCUCGAUCUCACUAGGGUAGGUUACGAAAAAUGUUUCAUAUACAUCACAAGUAGCGUUAGAAAACUCGUUGCCUUUGCUCUAGUGAGAACAAGGCUUUAUGACAGUUUAUGACAAAUUGAGUGCGGUCCCACUCAGUGUAUAGUAUAGUCGUUUGACUAUUGUGUGUUUUUUAUAUUAAAAUGAUCGCUUUGUGAUAUUGCUAGCGAAAAUUACAAUUUGUAUAAAAUUACAAUGAUUUUAUCGUGUGAGCGUAGAUUAUAGUAAUGAUACUGAGCCUUAAAUGUGUUUUAGGUGUCAGUUUUAAUGUAUGAGAUGUAUAUAAAAAUAAUGUACAGAUUUUUCUCAUUUUUUUUAAUCUAUUGUAUAGUAAAGAGCUUUAUUCUAAAAUACGGUAGAGUGUAAAAGUGAUGUUACAAAGCGUACGUGUAUGUAAUAUUUGUUAGAGAAUAGUUGGUGCAUGAAUUGUCUCAUAGGUUAAGACAUUUUAAAGUAACCAGAUGAACAGAUACAUGCCUUUUGUUAACGAUGACUCUAUUAUAUUGAAUUUUUGUAUUCAAGUGAAAUGAAGAUAGCAAAUUGAAUAACAUUUUUCAUAUUAGAUAGGUAAUUAAUUAUAGCCUUGUUUUUGUUUGCCCAAAUACGCCCAGAUCCAAUGCGUUGUUCUUCCUAUAUACGUCACUAUUACACGUGUUUCUUUGUUUGGUAUUCCAACAAUACUUAUGUUACUACAUUACGUCAAGUGACCUCGAAAAAAAUUUACAAAAGUAACAAUUUUAUACGCGACUGUUCAACAAUAAGCUAUGUUUCUUACAGCUUAGUUUCAAGGAAUCUUUAUUGGUGAUACCCCUAAUUAAUGACCAUACUAUAAAUGUAGGCGCGACAUAUAACUUUAAGCUACUUAAAAUUAACUAAUAUUAACAAUUAUUGUAACAAUAUUUUUAAGAUCAGUGUGAGCCUACAUUUAACCUACUGACAUUGCCUAUUAUUUUUUAUUUUUGUUGUUAUUAUAGUAUGGCAUAACGUGAAAAUCAUGAAACAAGUCUUUGAUGAUAGAUAAUAUGCCCAUGACUAUGAAAAUUUUAAUUCGAAUUUUAAUGCGGAUUUUUGCUGCGGAACUCAACGCAGGACGUGCAUUUAAGUUAACAUAUUUCGGAAAUUAUUGAGACAUUAUUUCUAUGAAGGCCAGGGGAGACCCCCCGAAUUCGCUUGAAUAUUUUAAGCGAUUUUCUUUAUGUUAGCUAUUCUAUUGUGAAGUUCGACCAUAAUCUGUCCUGUAAUUUUUGCGUGAAAGACAAACAUUUAACAUUUAUAUCCAUAGAACCAAGUUCACGUCCUGGGUUGAGUUUCGCGUUCAUACCAUAACCCUGGAUUUGGUUUGGUUGUUCUUUGGCCUUGGAUAACGACAUCGAUUGUCUAGCCUUAUGGCCUAGUAAAAAGGGAGUUCAAAUCCCAUAAACAGUCUUGGUAACAAGAAAAGAAGCACCUUGGAAGGUUUUCUGAUUGGUGAAAUAAAUCGUGUCAGCCAAUCAGAAGGCAUUGUAGUUAAUCCACACAACACCUUUCUGAUUUUAUACUGUCCUACCUCAUUAUGACUUUAGCCUUAGUACAUUUCAAUUGGGUGUUGUUCUUUUGUAACUAUUUAAUUUACAUACGAUGAUUAUUUAUCAAAACCUCCUAAUUGACAUAAAUGUGAUAUAAGAAUUUCAGUUCGUCGAAACAUAAUAUUGUGUCAAAUAGGAGGUAUCAGUUACUUCAGCGUCGAAUAACUAUUUAUCAGAAUUGAUAUUUGUCACCAAAGAUGAGGCUGUAUAUGAUUUCAAAACUAUUAUUCCUAUGCAAAUAGUUUAUUUACAUCCAUUCGUAAUUCAUAUCAGCGAGUACCUUAAAAUUAAUAUAAUUUUAUAUGUUUACACAAACAAAUCUGGUGAUAAGACAAUAUAUUUUAUUCUAUUCUAAUACCUUUAUUGUGUGCCUCGGUUUAUGAAGUGUGGUGUUGUUAGGCACAUGUAAAAAAACUAUAUCAUUGCACACAACUUGCUAUGGCCUUAUUUGAAAGAUAUUUUAGAUUUAUACGUCAUAUAGCGUGUAUAAUAACGGCUGUUACAUAUUAGAAUAUAUGGUAAAUGAGACAGGAGGUAUUUGUUGUGAUGUAUAGUUCAAAAAAAAUCUGAAAACUCUUAGUCUUGUGAUAAUUUAUAUUAAUAAUGUGAAUAAAUGAUGAAGUAUUAAAAA